This is a messenger RNA of Linum trigynum, 1095 nucleotides long. The record is from the annotation of a GenBank genome assembly. Lineage: Eukaryota; Viridiplantae; Streptophyta; Magnoliopsida; Malpighiales; Linaceae.
AUGGCAGCAGCAGCGUCAGCUCUGUGUACUACUGUCCUUGCCAUCUCGCCAGCAAUUCACAACGCCCGAAACAACCUUUCUCGUAUCAAACUCCUUCCCCUUGCCUCACGCCGUCCGUCACUUUCCAGGAAUCGAAACCCUAGGAAAUUCGGCAAAUCCUUUGCGAUACGAGCAGCUGUUGUGCGCGAACAGGAGGAGAAGGAGGUGGUUGUAGAAGAAACUUUUCAACCCAAGACAUCUAGCUACGAUGUACAGGAGGGCGGCGGAGGCGGACCGGGGGAGCCUCCUCAAACUGAUUCUGAUCAAUGGAUCAUCAGGAUUGAGCAAUCCAUUAACGUCUUUCUCACGGACACGGUGAUAAAGGUUCUCGACACCUUCUACCGCGAUCGAGAUUACGCGAGGUUCUUCGUUCUUGAAACCAUUGCGAGGGUUCCUUAUUUUGCCUUCAUUUCUGUUCUGCACUUGUAUGAGAGUUUUGGUUGGUGGAGAAGAGCAGAUUAUAUAAAAGUACAUUUUGCUGAGAGUUGGAAUGAGAUGCACCACUUACUCAUCAUGGAGGAACUAGGGGGUAAUAGUUGGUGGUUUGACCGAUUCCUCGCUCAACAUAUUGCAGUGUUUUACUAUUUCAUGACUGUCUUUAUGUAUGCAUUGAGCCCAAGAAUGGCCUAUCACUUUUCUGAAUGUGUGGAACACCAUGCUUAUUCAACUUAUGAUAAAUUUAUCAAAGCGCAUGGAGAUGAGCUGAAGGAAUUGCCUGCACCAGAAGUUGCCGUGAGGUACUACACUGGGGGUGACUUAUACUUGUUUGAUGAAUUUCAGACUUCCAGAACUCCUACCUCACGAAGGCCAAAAAUAGAUAAUUUGUACGACACUUUUGUGAACAUCAGAGAAGAUGAGGGGGAACACUGCAAAACCAUGAAGGCCUGUCAAACUCCUGGUAAUCUGCACUCUCCACAUUCAUAUGCAGAUGAGGACAGCAAUGAAGAUGAAUCAUCUUCCUUGUGCAUGGAUCCUGAAUUGCACUGCGAAGGCAUUGUUGACUGCUUGAAGAAAUCUGUAGGCCCUGGUUUGUCCAAGACCAAACAGCAAGUUUAA